AUGGAGGCUCUUGAAGUUGAUGACAUUAGCCCUGCCUUGGAAGUGACUGAAGACUUUUUCAAUAGUUUUGAUACCAAGCUUGAGAAGAUUGUGCAGCCCUCUGAGGUAUAUGGUGUACAGGAGGUCCCCGAACUGGUUGGGCACGAGGUAUUUGAUCAGAUAACAGAAAGCAGGAAUCUGAGGAACGUCGCCUCCUUGGCCAAAAGUAGCCUCAUCUGGGAUCACUGCAAAAAUGGCCUCUUGGAAACCAAAGCUCAGACAGUGUUCCCCGCCAAAGACCAGCGCGUGGUGCAGAGGGGAACGGCUGCUGACAACCUUGCUUGGGCAGGGGAAGGGGAGACUGCAGCUUUUAACAUCUUCACUAUCUGCCAGCGGAGGAGAGACAGGCCUCGCUCGGUGAACGACAUCUUGGUGCAGAAUGAGGAAGCCUCCACAUUCAAGCCAGGACACAACAGGUCACGCUCCGAUAUCAGCCAUGUAAACUGGGGAGUGGUCUUCACGGGCACCUCCCUGCAGCAGCCGCCUGCGCCUGGGGAGGGCAAUAACUGCGCCCUGCUCUCUUACCUGGCGUUAACCAAGGGAGAGGACAUCCAAGGAAACACAGAACACAAGCCAACGUUCCCAAAUAUUCUGAAGAAGGGAUACUUAGAAGUUAGAAGAGGCAAUGACAGCUACUGGCAAACCUGUUACGCUGAGCUCUCCCCAUACAAACUGUACCUGUAUUGCUUGGACAGCAGUGGCAACCAGACUCUUCCCACCGUGUAUCCACUCAUGCAUUUUCAAAGGGUCACUGUUACUGGUUGCAUUGAAACCAAGGUGGUGGACACUGUCCUGUCGGACAACUCACAGCUACAGCUGAAGGCAGAGUCCUCAUGGGAGGCUUUGGACUGGGGACAGAAACUCUGGGAAGUGGUGCGUGCUUCUGUGCCUGCUUUCACAAGACAGCAGGAGAAAGUGGAGAACGUGCCAAAGCCUGACAAUAACAGUGACCUUUCUCAAACCAAUGGAUUGUUAGAGAAGCCUAUGGAGCUCUUUCUGUCCAUGAAUUUGACUGAAAACACUAAAGAGUACCAAAAUAUUCUCAAAUCAGGGACUCUUUACAGGUUAACUGUCCAGAACAACUGGAAGGCAUUUACUUUUGUCUUGAACAGGUCUUAUCUCAUGGCAUUCCAACCGGGUAGGCUUGAUGAAGAUCCUCUGCUGAGCUACAAUGUCGAUGUGUGCCUGUCCGUACAGACAGAUACUCAGGAUGGCUGUGACUCUUGCUUUCAGGUCAUUUUUCCUCAAGAUGUCCUCCGCCUGCGUGCAGAGACCCGUCAGAGAGCCCAGGAGUGGAUGGAAGCACUGAGGGCAGCAGCUAAUGCUACUAGAAGUUUAAGUCAGAACCCGCAGGUUACGCUUAGGAACAAACCUGUAGAUCGGCCCUUUGGAAACGAUCUCAGAAAGAGCAAGCGCCAAUCUGUGACCACCAGCUUCCUGAGCAUCCUGACAACACUGUCUCUAGAGAGAGGGCUCACAGUUCAGAGCUUCAAGUGUGCAGGUAAGCGACCAGACUGCAGCAUCUGCACCUACUCCCCUUCUGCAGGAAAUCACUUGGAAGAGCAU
Pelecanus crispus (Dalmatian pelican) is the source of this 1605-nucleotide messenger RNA. NCBI's taxonomy places the organism in Eukaryota, Metazoa, Chordata, Aves, Pelecaniformes, Pelecanidae. The record is from RefSeq and is a predicted model, not a curated record.